Molecule: messenger RNA, 2946 nt
Organism: Thalassophryne amazonica
Lineage: Eukaryota; Metazoa; Chordata; Actinopteri; Batrachoidiformes; Batrachoididae
Gene: fbxw8
Product: F-box and WD repeat domain containing 8
Exons: 11
Coding region: 136-2091 (651 amino acids)
Cellular component (GO): preribosome, large subunit precursor
Molecular function (GO): protein binding
Source: RefSeq, a predicted model, not a curated record
GUGAAGCAGUUGUUGCUCGGACAGUUAAGAGGGACGGACACGAUUUUGUUUUCCGAGCGCAACAGUUGUACAUUUAGUCAUUACGACAGUGUUACUUUAAUUUAACUUUCAGUUUUUCGGCUAUGUUUGAGUACUAUGGCAGAGGACGACCUGGAGGCGUUCAGGGAGCGUUGGAAACGGGAGCUCUCGUGUAAGAAAGAAGCCUCUGCUCCUAUUUCUCCCACUUCCUUGAGCGUUCCUGGCGAGCCAGGUCAGAGAGACUCGAAAAAUCGAUAUUUUGAGGACUUAAACAUACCCAGCAUACAAGAACAGAGAGGAAGCAGGAGGACAAAAUCGGGUGAGGGUGGAGGAGAGAGAAGUGAUGAGGGAGGAGACGCACCUCAGUAUGUGUCUAUUGCAAGUAGUUUGCUGGAUGGAAGGACUAGUCCCUUGUUGGACAGGAUUCAGGAGGAGAGGAUCAGAAGGAAGAGGCAGCAUCAGAACAUGAGUGAUGUGUGCAGCCCGCCGUCCCUGCAGCCUAAUCGAAAGGCCAGUAAAGGCAAAGAGCUGGUUGAUCAACUCAUUCAAGAUCUGAAUGAGGUCAGUGACAUUCCCUUCUUUGAUGCUGAGUUGCCAUACGAGUUGGCAUUAAAAAUAUUCCAGUAUCUCAACUGUGCUGAAUUAGGACGUUGUGCACAGGUGAGCAGGCCAUGGAAAGUCCUUGCAGAGGACAGCGUCCUGUGGUUCAGGCUGUGUGUGAGAGAGGGUUAUCAUCAGGAUGCCUGCUUGUCUGACUCCCCCUGCUGGAAGAGCACGCUGCGAGACUGCAGGAACUCAGCCCGGACUGUGUGUUCCAACUGGAAGAAUCGAGUGGGAUCAAUUACCCAGCUUCAGUUUGAACUUGGCAAAGUGUUGUGUGACGCAAGUUCCUGUGACAGCUUCAUCUUUGCUGGGUACACGUCUGGGGAUGUGAGACUGUGGGGCACCCUGCACUGGGACUCCACAGCGUCCUACCUGAAGGCCAACAGUCUGUCUUUGAACUCCAACCCCAGGCCAUACGUUAGUCACGUCCAGGUCAACAGCACAGUGGCCGCUGCUGCUUAUGAAGAUGGCUGUGUGGAUCUGUGGAGCACGGAAAUGGGUGGAGAGCCCAUUUAUCACUACCAGAACCCAGGAAAGAUCCAGGCCCUGGUCCUGAGUACAGACAGUCCCGUCCUAGCCUGCACUGCUGGAGGUGAUGUUCGAAUAGACUCUGCAGAUAAUCGUGGCUACUGGAGGAGACUGUGCCAUGCACACCUGCCAAAGACUGUAGAGCGCAUGGUCCUGGUGCCCGGCAGGGGGCAGCACUGUGCACUGCUAGCCCUGGCAACAGAUGAGACUGUGUAUCUUCUGGAUCCCCAGUGGGAGGAGCCACGCUUACUCCACUCUGUCUAUGGUCAUCCUGUCACCUGCUUAGAUGCCUCCAACUCCCAUGUUGCACUGGGGGUGAAGCGCACAGGCUGGGCAAUGCAUGAUGGUGGGAACAAGAUACACGUAUACAGCAUAGAAACGGGCCAAACGACAGUUUGUGUGGGCAACUCGCCGGGAGACUUUAUUUGUAUCAAUCUGGCAGACGGCCCACCCAACCUGCUGGCGUGCGGAAACAAAGACAGGCGGGUCAGGGUGUUUGACCUACGAUCCGGGUCCUCUGUGGCGUCACUGUACGCUCAUCACCUGGGUGUCACCACAGUGCAGGCAGAUGAUUGGAAGAUUGUGAGCGGUGGAGGAGAAGGACUUGUAUGUGUGUGGGAGAUGAGGACAGGAGCCAAACUGUGGGAGAUGCACAACAGGCAUCCUGUGAGGCAUGUGCGUUUUUACUCCAGCACUCUGGUAACAGCCAACAUCCCAGAUGACAAGUCACCGCGGGGGGCCUGUAUCACAGAUGAUGACCUGACAGCUCACCGCAGACACCGUGGAGUCAUCUGCCAUUACGACUUCUCAGAGGACGCCUCCUCCCAGGAUCACAUACUGCCCAUCUGCAGGUCAAACUACACCGAGUCCACUGGUUACAACUACAACAUCAGCCUGGCGGUGCCUUACGACAGGCUGUCUGGUUCCCAUCCAUCACACUGACUUUCACUUUCCCACACUGACACCAGGAUUAGUUUACAGCUUAACGGACAAAAAAACAGAUCCCAGAUCAGUUUGAUUCUCCAAACUCUACCCUUUAUUUUUUUGUUAGUGUUUUUAUUUCAUUCAGUUUUAAGUUAAAUGAAAUGUUUCUAUGUACGUGCUGUACAUUUAUAAAUUUUGCAUAGGUAUUAAUGUAUAACUUGCAUUUCAAAUAUACACAUCACACAGAUCAGUGUCAUAGCACAACAUUCAAUUUAAUUAUUAGUUAUCUUUGGUUUUCCAGAUCUCUGCCACUGUACAGUGUUGUAAAAAGAAGAAAAAUAAAAGAAGCAUACACUAAAAAUGUUUUUUUUUUCUACAAAUUAUCUUCAGUAUGUAUUUAUUCUUUGAAUUUAUUUUGCUCAUUCACAUAAUUAGGUGCAAAUUUUACAGUUAUUCUGUAAAAACUAUUUCUUAAAUCCUGAUCAAAAAGUUGUAAAUGUUAGUUAUCAUAAAAUCAUAGCAGAUCUUCCAGGCGAAUGGAUUUUCUCCAUGGAACAAUAGUUGCUAGUUACACAAUCUCAUCAAUGCUAUUAAAUUGUUGGUUGAAUCCUGCCACUUCAGCUGGUGGCCAUAAUCAGUGACCCGCGACUGCCAGAGCAGCUUUUGGCAGUGAAACAUUCACAUUACAGGCUGAUAACACACAGAUGUGUAUAAUUUGACGGCUUGAGAAGAGAAUGCAGAGAGGUGUAGUAUGUUAGUCUGCAGUCUGAUAAUAGGACAUAAACUCAUCUCUGAACUGUUACGCUUGUCUGAAGAAGCAUGAACACCCCCACCCCCUUUUUGGAUUUAGAAAUAAAACAAUGCUGUAGAAUU